AUGGAUUCCCUAGAUGGAUUAGAAGCUGCGGAGCCUCCCGACAUUGUCCUGGCCACGGAAGUGCUAGAGCCCUAUGUGAUCCAGGCGGGAAACAGUGCGGUCUUGACAGACAUGUUUGCCUUCUACACACCGGAAGAGCUCGAAGACCUUCCGGAUACGCCUCCGUCAAGAAAUGCCACUCAGCGUGGGCCAGGGCGCAAGCCUACCGCUUCCGCAGGGCAACCAAAAGCCAAACGCCCCACUGCAGCUUCCCUGGCGGUGGAGAUGAAACAGCUGGUGGACUACUUGCCAAAGACUUCAGAGCAGUUGGCCACGCUUUCUCACAGGCAGGAUCUGGUAGAGAACAGACUGGCUCACCCUAUGUCAUCAGCAUCUUUGAUCUCAUCCAGACCUCUGGGCGCUGCUCUCGCUCCGACGCAGGAGCCACCUUUGGGUCAACUGGCAAAGGCAAUGGGAGCCCCUCCUCGGAGCACUUCUGCUCCGAACCUUGGUUUGUUGGGUUCCCUUACAGAGACAAAGCCUGCGGAGAUUCAAGGCCUAGAAUCCGAGAAGCUGGAAGAUGCAGUGCAGUUGAGCCAGAGAGGAGACGUCUCUCUGGCGUUAGCAGUGCUGGAGCAGUCAAAGGCUUUGACAACCUUGGUGUCUCAGAUUGCAGCGGCUCAGAACGACCCCAUGGCAGAUCUCUCUGUCGGCAGCUCUGCCAGCACACGAGGGGCGGCAGGACGUGCUUGCCUUCAAGCAGAACUGGCUCAGCAGAAGGGCACGUUUUUCCAAUCAGUUCUCCUGCAGAUGGCCCGGAGAAUGUCCCCAACAACUUCAAUGGAUGUCUCUCCUCAAGUUCUCAUGGACAGGGGUGUGUCUGGCACGAGAUAUUUAGAGCGUUUUGGGGGCUACUCCAGACAGCGAGAACUUGACCAUGCAGCUGCAGUACCAAGUGAUGACAGCCUUCGACUACUUGCUGCAGGACAACAUCCCGGCAGCGAAGGAUGCAGUGGCAUUGCUGGCUGUGUCCAUCGAGCAAGCUGCUUUGGACAAUGGCCGCAUGGACUUGGCCACCUUGCUGUGUCUUCAGGAGGACCCCCCGUUGGGGAUCUUUCUGAAUCGCCAGAUAGCCAGCACCAGCAGAGCCAGGAGCUUCGCUCCCCUUGCCGACCAGAAGUGGAUCACAUGUGUAUUGGCCUUCCUGAAGGAGUUGGAGGUGAUCGCAGCGAAAAGGGCAGAAUUGACAGCGCCACCAAAAGGCACUUCCCCGGCUUCAUCAGAGGCAAAGCCGAAGCCGAAAUCAAAGAAGUUGGCAGGAAGAGGAAAAGGGCGAGCCGAGCCAGAGGAGCCAGAGACCUAGAAUGUGGCGAAGAUCGACGGCUUUGUUUCAAUGGUGAGCGCCUCCGCACAGAUGAGGGACUGGAGUCAAGCCCUCUUGAGGCCUCACUUGAUUUUUGUACUUGGGCCAUUUGCUUGCCCAGGUGGAUUUCGAGGUGCAAAACCAGUUUUUCUUGGCACCUCACAAAAAGCUUCACCGCUUCCAGACAUAGUUCUUCUUUGUCUUCCACAGCAUUUCCGCUGCCUUUGCCCCUUGAUGGAUGCUUUCAGUGCAGUGGCCCCAGUCUCUCAAAGAAGCGUUUGUUGGCUGUAGCAAAGAGGCGACUCUUACACAUUUUGGUUUAUAGCCUGAACGUUUUGUACCUUGGCAGAUUCCCUACAGCCGAGGAGGUUGGGAGGUGCCCUACGGUCUGGCACUUGAAGUGCUAUCAGAGACUCAGGGCGCUCAUUGCUGUGUGUGGAGAUGAUGCCGGUCGGUUUCCUGUGCCUCCCGGCCGCUCCGGUCCUGAAUUAGUUGCACACUUGUUUCAGCUUGAGAAGUUUCUUGACCGAAGACCACUGUGGCUCCCUUUCGUUGAACCUCGUUUUCUUUUGCAUGGCCUGGAUAUUUCACAAUGUGAUCUCCCCAAUUUUGCAUAUGAAGACAAGGAUGAGAAUCUCAAGCUUGUCAAGAUUUGGGAUAGGAAAGGGCUCCUACGGCUUUACAGAUCCCCUCUUGCACCCAGUCAUUUUUGCCGGGUUUUCAACGCCUACAAGAGCACUGACUGUGAUCGGCAAAUUGGGGAUCGCAGGAUUCCCAAUGCCCGUGAAAGAGCGAUUGAUGGGCCUUCAGCCUUUCUGCCCCCGGGCUUCAGCUUGACCAACAUGAGGACCCGACCUUUUGCCGAGCGUUUGGUUGCCAGCAUCACGGACAGGCGAGACUUUUACCAUCAAGCCCAGGUCACUGAUGAAAGAGCAGUGUCCAACAUGUUGCCUUUUGCGUUUUCAGAAGACCAGCUUGAUGGUUGUGUUGCGCUGGAUGUUGCCAAGGCAGCCGAGAAGAAGGCAAGCAGGAAGAAGAAAGAUCGGGAGCUUGUAGGUGAUGGUUUUGGAGAUGCUCUUCAUCUUUCAGCUUCCUCAGAAAAUUGGUUUCCGGCGUUUGGCUCCCUUUUCCAAGGUGAUCACUUGGGUGUUGAAUUUGCUUUGGAAUCCCAUGAGACUCUGCUCAAGCGUGGUGGCCUUUUGAUUGAUGAGCACCGCCUGAGCGGGCGCCAUCCAUUUCCGCUCACUGGAAAGGUUGGAGGGCUUAUCAUUGAUGACUACUUUGCCAUUGGGCGAGAGAGCAGGUCUGAGCAGCCCCCAAACACUUUUGCUGCUCAGGCUUUGGCUCGGGCUCGACAGCUUUAUGAUGCGGGUGGACUUUUGGGGUCAACAGAGAAGGACGUUGUUGCUGCCUCGGUCUUUAAAGCUGCAGGCGCUGAGGUUGUCUCUUCAGAUUGUGCCAUUGACCUGGGUUUGACAACAGUUGGAGCUCCUUGCGCAAAACGGCUUGCCUUGAGCACUUUGUCACUCCGAGCUGCUAGAAUGAAUGUCACGACGGCGAAGCUGCUUUCCAGACUGGCUGGCAGUUGGACAUCAGUCAUCAUGUUUCGCAGGUGUUUUUCUGCGGUUGUCCAGGACAUGUUCAAGCUGGCAUCAGAAGCUGAGUCGCAGGGUUCAAACUGUUUGGUGCCUUUAUCACCUUCAGUGCGAGAAGAGCUCAUCAUGCUUGCUGUUUUUGCGCCAAUCAUUGUCACCAAUGUCGCAGUCAACUAUGGGCAGGUUGUUUUUUCUUCAGACGCCUCACUCGCCAAGGGUGCUUUCACUAGCCGCAGGAUCACUGAAGAGACUGCUGAGGUUUUGCGGUUGGGCAGCGACAAGAAAGGGUGCUAUAGCAAGCUUAGCUCCUUCCCCCAGACUCUGCUGGCUGCAUGUGGCGAAGAGCUCGAGGAUGAUGCCUUUCAGGGGUCUGAGACAGUGGCAUUAGCUCCUGAAAAGCCUAGGCUCUUGCGUUUUGACUUUGUGGAGAUCUACGGUGGCUCAGGGCGGGUCUCCAAAGCUGCAACAGACUUUGGCCUCGUCACAGCCCCUCCUUUGGACUUAGAUGCCUCUCAUCACUAUGGCCUUGCACAACCCAGGCUCGUGGAGUGGGUCUUCUACAUGAUAGAGUCUGGGCGGUUUCGCUCUUUCCUCACUGAACCUCCAUGCACAACCUUCUCUGCAGCGGCAUAUCCAGCUUUGAGGUCAUAUCUUUUGCCCUUUGGUUUUGGCCCCUCCGAGAAGCGCACCAAACAUGGAAAUUUGCUGGCUUGCAGGUCUUUUCUUUUGCUGAGACAUGGCCGCCGGCACAGAAGGCCUUGUGGAAAAGAGCAGCCCAGAAGGUCAAAGAUGGCUUGGUUGAAAGCAUGGUCUCAACUCAAGGCACUGGGCUUCAAGGAAUCAGUAGUUGCAAGCUGCCAAUUUGGUUCUCCGCACCGAAAGGAGUUUUUGCUGUUGACUUACAUGUUUGAUGCAGAGUCCUUACAAGUGAAGUGUCCUGAAGGCCAUGAUCACGUGAAGAUUCAGGGCAGCCUUACAAAGCAGUCUGCAGUCUAUACCUUUGAUUUGGCCAAGCACUUUGCAUGGCACUUCUACAGGGCCUUGCGAGCUUUGGAUUUGCAGGAGGAGGAGUUCAGAGCUUGUGGCUAUGAAUCGGCUCUCACCAAUGAUGUGCUUUCCUCUGAAGAUUGGAGGACUGAGCGUGUCUGGAGCUGGAAGGAGAAAAGCCACAUCAAUGUUUUGGAGGCAAAAAGCGCUUGUGAGAUUGUCAAGAAGGCAGCUUUGGAUCAUACGUCUUGCCGGGUAGUUGCCUUGCUGGACUCCAGAGUUGCAAAGGGCGCCCUCACAAAAGGGAGAAGCACGGCUGUUGGUUUACAGAAAGUUUGCCGACGGAGUGCCGCCCUUCAGAUUGCGGCUGAUCUCCAUAUGGGAUGGCUCUUUGCGCCAACGCGGCUGAACUGCGCUGAUGACCCCACCAGGGAUGUCCUUUUGAGAAGAAGCUGUGAUUUUUCCAUUUUGGACUUCAUGAAUCAGCGAGAACAGACCAUGGGCAAACUGGAUUAG
Messenger RNA from Cladocopium goreaui, 4440 nucleotides. The record is from the annotation of a GenBank genome assembly. Lineage: Eukaryota; Dinophyceae; Suessiales; Symbiodiniaceae.